AUGCAUACAUUUAUUUCACAAAUCAAUAAAAAUAAUUUUCAGGGAACAAUAAAUAAAUUUAAAAGUAAUAACGACGAUAUGAAAAAUAAAAAAAAAGAUUUAGAAAGCGCAAUAAAAGAGAAAAUAAACAACAAUGGAAAUGGACAAAUAAACGGCAAUGGAGAUGGACAAAUAAACGGCAGUGGAGAUGGACAAAUAAACGGCAGUGGAGAUGGACAAAUAAACGGCAGUGGAGAUGGACAAAUAAAUGGCAAUGGGAAUAUACAAAUAAAUAACAAUGGAGAUGGACAAAUAAAUGGCAAUGGGAAUAUACAAAUAAAUAACAAUGGAGAUGGACAAAUAAAUAACAAUGGAGAUGGACAAAUAAACGGCAAUAGAAAUGGACGAACGAACGAACAAAUUUAUUUAAGCAAUGAAAUAAAAAAAAAAAAUUCCUGUAAGGCACAUUCUGAAAGAAAAAAGCACCACAACAGUAAACACAAAUUCUCAAAAAAUUACUUUAAAUGUAGGUCAGAAUCGUUUUCGAAAAAUGAAAAAAGUAUUAUACAUACAAUCUUCCAAAGUGAAAAAAUGGUGUUAAAAGAUGAAGCUAUAUUAUCAAAUAAACAUGAUAUAAAUAUGUCAAAUAUGGAUAAUUCAGAAGACACGUAUAAAUCUGAAUCCUACGAGAAAUUUUUCGAAAUAGAUAAUGAAGCAAAACAUGAAUUGUCAGAACAUGUUAGAAGAUUAGUAGGCUGUAGAAGUGAAUCAAAUCAAUAUGUUAGAGAUGCUGAAAAACGUUCUGAAACUGACAAAUACAGUGAUUUGUCCAAUAAAAAAAGAAAAAAAAAAAAAAGGUCAAUAAGAAAAAAAAAAUUAAAAAAAAGUAAAAUAACUGACCAUGAUGAGUAUGAUGAAGAUCAAAAUUUUAAUAAAUUGAAAACAUUUUAUAAAGGAGCGCAUGAUGUUACUACUCAUUAUAUAACAAAAAUGUUCAACAAGAAAAUAUCCUUUGAAAAAAAUAUGGUGGAAUAUGAUAACAUAUUGUCUAAACAUGGUGAAGAUCUCAUUAAAAAAUUUGACAUCUUCGAGGAAGAGGAAUCUCUUUGCUCCUCCGAGAUAGGGAAUGAUUUUGUGGAUAACAUAUGUGAGUACUUUACCUACCUUAUGUUCUUAACCUUAAAAACGUGA
This is a messenger RNA of Plasmodium malariae, 1170 nucleotides long. RefSeq names its product conserved Plasmodium protein, unknown function. NCBI's taxonomy places the organism in Eukaryota, Apicomplexa, Aconoidasida, Haemosporida, Plasmodiidae. The transcript is spliced from 2 exons. The coding region runs from base 1 to 1170 and encodes 389 amino acids. The record is from RefSeq and is a predicted model, not a curated record.